AUGCAAAUUAUGAGUGCUCCACCAUCUGAAGUUGUACUCCCAGUCGAAGGACAAAGAAAUAUAUUGAUUACAUCGGCGUUGCCCUAUGUCAACAAUGUUCCACAUCUCGGAAAUAUCAUUGGUUGCGUGCUGAGCGGUGAUGUCUACGCUAGAUACUGUCGUAUGCGUGGAUACAACACCAUCUAUAUCUGCGGUACCGACGAGUACGGAACUGCAACAGAGACAAAGGCACUGCAAGAAGGUGUAACUCCAAAGGAGAUCUGCGAUCGUUAUCACGUCAUUCACCGUGAUAUCUACAAGUGGUUCAACAUCGGAUUCGACAAGUUCGGACGUACCUCGACCGACUCUCAAACUGAAAUCGCACAAGACAUCUUCAUGAAGCUCUACAAGAAUGAGCUGACAACCUCUGAAGAAAUCGAACAACUCUAUUGUGAAAGAUGUAAUAUGUUUUUAGCUGAUAGAUAUGUUGAAGGAACAUGUCCACAUUGUCAAUUUGAAGACGCAAGAGGUGAUCAAUGUGAUAAUUGUACAAAGAUGUUGAAUCCAACCGACUUGAUUAGACCACGUUGUAAGUUAGACUCUACCACACCAGUUCUCAAGUCAACCAAACAUAUCUUUUUGUCACUUCCAAAGAUUCAACAGAGAUUAGAUGACUUUGUAACUCAAUCAUCUCCAAUCUGGUCGGAAAAUUCCCAAAGAAUCACUAAUUCAUGGGUCAAAGGUGAAUUGAAAUCAAGAUGUAUCACAAGAGAUUUGAAAUGGGGUACACCAGUUCCAUUGGAAGAAUUUAAAGAAAAAGUAUUCUAUGUUUGGUUCGAUGCACCAAUUGGUUAUCUUUCGAUUACAAAGGAAUAUACAGAGCAAUGGGAACAAUGGUGGAAGAAUCCAAAGAAUGUAGAGUUGGUACAGUUCAUGGGUAAAGAUAACGUUCCAUUCCACACUGUUAUUUUCCCAUCGUCUUUGAUUGGUUCUGGCGAUCAAUACACUUUGCUCCACAAUCUUUCAACCACCGAAUACCUCAAUUAUGAAUCUGGUAAGUUCUCAAAGUCAAGAAAUACCGGUGUUUUCGGUGACAAUGCUAUGGGUACAGGUGUACCAGCCGAUAUCUGGCGUUACUACCUCCUCUCCAACCGUCCAGAAAAGAUCGACUCGACAUUCUCGUGGGCAGACUUUGGAUUGAAGACAAACACAGAGUUGCUCUCCAACUUUGGUAAUCUUGUAAAUCGUGUGCUGAAACAGGUAUCUUCGGAUCUCAACGGUGUCAUUCCCAAGAUCGAGUUGAACGACGAAGACAGACAAUUCAUUGCCGAUGUCGACAAGCUCUACAUUGAGUAUUUGAAUGAUUUGGAGCAUGUGCAUAUCAAGGACGGUCUCAGAACUGCCAUGUCCAUGUCAAAGCUUGGAAAUCAAUACAUGCAAUCCAACAAGCCAUGGGAGUUGAAGGAGAAGGAUCCACUUAGAUUCGGAACCAUCUUGACAGUACUCGUCAACACCAUCAAGCUGUUGGCAACCGUUUUCGAGCCAUAUCUCCCAGAGAUCACCGCCAAAGUCCACGAACAACUCAAUAUGCAACCAACUAAAUACUCUGUGAAUUUCGAAUUCCUCAUCACCGAGGGACAUGCCAUCUCCAAGAAUAUCGUACCACUCAUCAACAAGAUUGAGAAUACCGAUCUCGAAAAAUUCCGUUCCAAAUUCUCUGGACCAGUUCUCGAGGAAUUCCCAUUGGAUUUACAGGUUGCUCAGAUCAAAGAGGUCGCUGACCAUCCAACUGCAGAGUCGUUGUACGUUCUCAAGGCAGAGUUGGCAGGAGGUGCGGUACGUACUGUUGUCGCCGGUCUCAAGGCAACUCACACCAAGGAACAGCUACUCAACAAGAAGAUCGCAUUGCUAUUGAAUUUGAAGCCAGCCAAGUUCCAAGGUGUCGCUAGUGAAGGUAUGGUUGUUGUAGCCGACAAUGAAAAUAAAGAAUCACCAGUUGUUUCAUUGUUGUUGGUUGCCGACAACACUGAGCUCGGAACCAAGAUCAACGUCAAGGGUAUGAAGUUGGCACCAAAGCCAGGAAUGGACUAUGUCAAAGGAUUCAAGAAAUUGGAUUUGAAGGUCAAAGACGGUGAGAUUCUCUUCAAGGGUGCUCCAAUUCACAUCAACAAUCAACCAUUGACAUUAGAAAAACCAAUCUCAACUGGUAUUCUUAGAUAA
Molecule: messenger RNA, 2199 nt
Organism: Heterostelium album PN500
Lineage: Eukaryota; Evosea; Eumycetozoa; Acytosteliales; Acytosteliaceae
Gene: metS
Product: methionyl-tRNA synthetase
Exons: 4
Coding region: 1-2199 (732 amino acids)
Biological process (GO): methionyl-tRNA aminoacylation
Cellular component (GO): aminoacyl-tRNA synthetase multienzyme complex; cytosol
Molecular function (GO): ATP binding; tRNA binding; methionine-tRNA ligase activity
Source: RefSeq, a predicted model, not a curated record